AGGAGGAAGAGUCAGUCAGCUGAUGUGUUGUCGAACUGUGGAGUGGACAUUUAAACUCGAGUUAAAAGAAUAGAAUUUAUGGAAAUAUAUGUAUUGUUGAAAACAAAAACUGUGUUCCUUUGUCACUUCAGCAGGACAAAUGUUAACUAUAUAAACAUUUUGCGAUAUUCUCAGCUAGCAUACAAGCUAGCUACACGAGGAAAAACAGUUAAGUGAAGUAACGUUAGUGGCCGUACAUAAAAGUAAGAAAUGAGCAGAAAAAGAGCCCUGAUUGCAGACACGUUCUGUUUAACAAAGAGACGCAGAUGUGCAGCUGACAGUGUGACCGCAGAUGGGGCAGCUGAUAUCAGGUCAAGCUUGCAGUAUCUCAUGACAAUGUUUUCACGAAAGCUCUUCAACGACAGUCUCCCACCAGUGGUCCUAAAACACCAGCUGUACAGUUUACACAAUGACAAAACCUCAGUGGACAAGCAGGUGAAUGAGUUGAGGGAAAAUGGCGAGCUGUUGAUGUUCCAGCUGGGGUUCGACUCCGAGGCCUUCGCUUUGGUGUUUGCUGAAGAUUACAGAACAAAAGUCCUGCAGGGGGAAGCUGGCAGAGAAACGUUGGGAACUGUGGAGAAAUUUCUGGCCAAACUAAUACCCGGCUGCUCCGAUUUGAGUUUCAACAAGGAAAAAAUGCUUAAGGAGUUCCUCUUUACAGACCCAGAGAUAACGCAGCUGGUGAAAUCAGGCGUCCUCACUGUGAGGGAUGCGGGCAGCUGGUGGCUUUCAAUCCCGAACUCUGGCAAAUUCAUUAAGUACUUCAUUAAGGGACGCAAAGCUGUUCUCGGCGUGGUUAAGAAAUCCAAAUAUGGUGAAAUCCUCAAGACUGAAUUGGAGGGACGCCGCACAACUUCACAGGUCAAAUUCCAGAUGAAGUAUCACAUUCAUGAUAUAAUGGGAGCAGAGUUAGUGGAAUGCAUACAGACAACAUCAGGAACAUUAUUACGAUACGUGGACGGAAACGUCAACUAAGAACUCCACUCACUUGACUUGAAUUGAACUGUGUAAUGUAUUUAUUGCCAUAUUAUUUUGGUUACAAACAGCAGAAUCAACUGUGCACAAUAUAUAUAUAAUAAAAUUUUGCCAAACUUCUUGGUGUCAAAUGGUGUCUUUGUUGGCACCACUCAGGAUCGCCACUAGUUAAGGUUUUGAGACCAUAUGUCGCUACCAGUUACAUGGCAUUUACAGCUUAAGACAAUUGUGUCCAGAACUGAGUGUAAAUUACCACGGUAAAAAGCAAAUCACAUAUUUUCGGGAGUCCUGCACCAACCUCACAAUUUAACCGACUGCUGAAGGCUAAAAUCGGAACGACAGAAGGUUGGGCGGAGCUACAUAAGGUUUCUAAUUGAAACAAAACGCAACUUUUUAGGGUUUAAUCUAAAUUUAUUGCGUUUCAUUAUCUCUGUAAAACAAGUGACGUAAUGAAUACCCCUAAAAACAGGGUUACAAUCUGGCUAUGACAGUGCAGAAAUCGCUCGAUAGGGUGAUCAAAAAUGAUGCACAUUCUGUAUUUGUGCCUCGGGACAGUUCAAGUAAGUAUGUAAAAGUGUAAAAAGUCAGAAUACCUUGCACAUGAUGUGCUGCUCAAAUCAAUAAGACUUGAUUUCAGAAUAUAAACACAUUUGACAGUUACAUGUUAUUAGUACAGUAAGAAGUAAAAUGUAAGUGAUUAAGUGGAAUAAACCGCAUCAAGAGAAAACUUACUAAUUCCUGUAGUGUACACUUUUGACAGUAGUCUUUCUUUUUGUAAAAAGUGUCAAAAAGAAGAACGUUUCUAAAAAUGUGUUAACAAAAAAAUAGAUAUGGCUGUAGAUGGUGUAUUAUAAAUGCCCAAAGAGCAUCAAGGUGUUCAUAUACCGCUAAAUUAAGAUUGACACUAAAUGUCCCAUGUGAUCCAUUAGAUAUUUU
Sinocyclocheilus anshuiensis is the source of this 1950-nucleotide messenger RNA. RefSeq names its product serine/threonine-protein kinase 19-like. Gene Ontology annotation, biological process: positive regulation of Ras protein signal transduction. Lineage: Eukaryota; Metazoa; Chordata; Actinopteri; Cypriniformes; Cyprinidae. The coding region runs from base 250 to 1014 and encodes 254 amino acids. The record is from RefSeq and is a predicted model, not a curated record. The transcript has 6 exons.